Molecule: messenger RNA, 1182 nt
Organism: Aphidius gifuensis
Lineage: Eukaryota; Metazoa; Arthropoda; Insecta; Hymenoptera; Braconidae
Gene: Atg8a
Product: gamma-aminobutyric acid receptor-associated protein
Exons: 3
Coding region: 257-610 (117 amino acids)
Biological process (GO): autophagosome assembly; macroautophagy; autophagy of mitochondrion
Cellular component (GO): autophagosome; cytosol; autophagosome membrane
Molecular function (GO): GABA receptor binding; ubiquitin protein ligase binding
Source: RefSeq, a predicted model, not a curated record
AAGUACGCAUGCGCGGUUAUUGUUGUGACAGCAGCGAGCAGCAGCGAGUCUAAGAGCCUUUCAGAAACAAAAAAAAAAAAAAGUGUACAUUCGUUGGUGUAUCCGUUUCAAUAUCAAUCAAUUUUGUGUAAUCUAAAAAAAUUCCAUUGUUCAAUAAAUAAAUAUUAUUUUGUCGUGCUAAAUACUUAAAAACAUCAUAAAAUAAUUAUAAAAAAUCACGAUAAUUAAUAAAUUUAGUGAUACUUUUUUUGCAAUCAUGAAAUUCCAGUACAAGGAAGAACAUCCCUUUGAGAAAAGAAAGGCGGAGGGCGAAAAAAUUAGACGAAAGUAUCCAGACAGAGUUCCUGUAAUUGUUGAGAAAGCACCAAAAGCUAAAAUCAGUGACCUUGAUAAACAAAAGUAUCUGGUACCUUCUGAUCUUACUGUAGGUCAGUUUUAUUUUUUGAUUCGUAAACGUAUUCAUCUACGUCCUGAGGAUGCGUUGUUUUUCUUCGUCAACAAUAUUAUUCCACCAACAAGUGCAACCAUGGGCUCACUCUAUCAGGAACAUCAUGAAGAAGAUUGCUUCCUUUACAUAGCCUACAGUGAUGAGAACGUUUAUGGACAUUAAAAAUAACCAGUUCUUGAGAAGAACAUUUAAUGUGAAAAAAGUAAAAAAAAAAAAAAAAAAAAGAUCAAUACAAUACAUAUGCAUAAAAAUCAAGAUAUAAAAAUAUAAAAAUAAAAAAAAAAAAAAAAAGCAUAAGUACAUAUUUGAGAUAUUUAGUUUUGCUUCAAAAUUUUAUUAUUAAUAACAUGAAUUUUAUUCAAAAAACAAAAAAAUAAAUGAUAAUAUUAUUAAUGAUUUAGGUAUUAUGUUAAUCUCACACAAAACUAUUUUAUAAAAACAAAAAAAAAAAAAUUUACAUUUGAAAUUAUUUUAAUAUUUAUAUCACAAAUAAUUUCAUUUAAUUUUUUUUUAUUGUUUAUUUUUGUUUUUUCUUUGAAUUUAUGCAAGCUGCAAUGCAUUAUUGAUGAUGAUAACUCGUGUAUUUGCGCGGCUAUCUGACUGGAAAAUAAAAAAAUAUAAAAAAAAAACAUUAUUUUAUUCCAGUUGGAUUACUAUUAACAUGGUAUAAUAUAAUAUUAUUAUAACAUAUAAAUUAGAGUGAUGAAAGGAACAACAAGUGAUGAUAUAUGGGA